Messenger RNA from Chanos chanos (milkfish), 1613 nucleotides. It is a transcript of the gene got2b, whose product is annotated as glutamic-oxaloacetic transaminase 2b, mitochondrial. Gene Ontology annotation, molecular function: L-aspartate:2-oxoglutarate transaminase activity; pyridoxal phosphate binding. Lineage: Eukaryota; Metazoa; Chordata; Actinopteri; Gonorynchiformes; Chanidae. Gene Ontology annotation, biological process: biosynthetic process; L-aspartate catabolic process. The record is from RefSeq and is a predicted model, not a curated record. Gene Ontology annotation, cellular component: mitochondrion. The coding region runs from base 49 to 1335 and encodes 428 amino acids. The transcript is spliced from 10 exons.
UACUGCAGUUAGACCCUACUCUCCUGCGCUCCAGCCACCGUCGAGGCUAUGGCUCUCCUGAAAACCAGCAAGCUUAUCUCCUCUGUCGGGACUUUUUCACCGUCCCUGGGUGUCCUUUCCAUCCGAGCCAGCUCAUGGUGGUCUGAGGUGCAGAUGGGACCACCUGAUCCCAUCCUGGGUGUGACUGAAGCCUUUAAGAGGGACAGUAAUCCCAAGAAAAUGAACCUGGGUGUUGGAGCUUACCGAGAUGAUAACGGCAAACCCUAUGUUCUCAACUGUGUCCGUAAGGCUGAAGGACUGAUUGCUUCUAAGAUGCUGGAUAAGGAAUAUCUGCCCAUCGGCGGUCUGGGAGAUUUUGCCAAGGCAUGUGCUGAGUUGUCUCUUGGGCCUGACAAUGAAGUCCUACAAAGCAAACGGAACAUCACAGUUCAGACCAUCUCUGGCACUGGCUCUCUGAGGAUUGGUGCUAACUUCUUGUCAAGAUUUCAUACAGUGGCAAGAGAUAUCUAUUUGCCCAAGCCCUCCUGGGGAAACCAUACUCCUAUUUUCCGUGAUGCUGGCAUGCAGCUGAAAUCUUACCGUUACUACGACCCUUCCACCUGCGGCUUUGACUUUGCCGGUGCUCUUGAUGACAUCUCGAAAAUUCCAGAGCAUAGUGUGAUCAUGCUGCAUGCAUGUGCUCAUAACCCCACUGGUGUUGACCCCCGACCAGAACAGUGGAAGGAGCUCUCAGCUCUAAUCAAGAAGAGGAAUCUGCUGGUGUUUUUUGACAUGGCGUAUCAGGGCUUUGCCAGUGGGGAUAUCGACCGUGAUGCCUGGGCUGUGCGGUACUUCAUCGAGCAGGGGCACAACAUCCUCCUGUCACAGUCGUUCGCCAAGAACAUGGGCCUCUAUGGUGAGCGUGUAGGUGGGUUCACAGUAGUGUGUUCUGAUGCUGAGGAGGCAAAGAGAGUGGAGUCCCAGCUUAAGAUUCUUAUUCGUCCCAUCUACUCCAACCCACCCAUGAAUGGAGCACGCAUCGCAUCCACUAUCCUCAAUACACCUGAGCUGCGCGCCAUGUGGUUGGAGGAGGUUAAAGGUAUGGCAGAUCGUAUCAUUAAGAUGAGAGAACAGCUUGUUGCCAAUCUGAAGAAGGAAGGGUCCACUCAUAACUGGCAACAUGUCACUGACCAGAUUGGCAUGUUCUGUUUUACUGGACUCAAGCCUGACCAGGUGGAGCGUCUGACUAAGGAGUUCUCUGUGUACAUGACUAAAGAUGGUCGUAUCAGUGUUGCUGGGGUGACCUCAGGGAAUGUGGGAUACCUUGCACAUGCUAUCCAUCAGGUCACUAAGUAGAGUAAAGUAGUCUUGAACAGGAUGCAAAGCCACAUUCGCCGUCAUUUCCUGUUUCUGUGGCUUUGCCCAUUGGCUGUCUUCAUCGGGUCAAGUCUGACCACUCAAUACAUGAUCAGGAUGUCUGUCAUGGUUCUUUGUGACUCAACCAGGUCAGGUUGAAGGUCAUCUCUGGACACUCUUCGUAUCUGACUGAUGAGCACAAUGUUUCAUUAUUUUAAACAUUUCUGUACGGCACCUAUUUAUUGUAUGUGUGAGGGUAAGAUACAAACAAGCAAAUA